AUGGCCGUCACGUCGUUCGCGGCCUUUACGCUCUUUAGCCUCGCGGAGCUCACGCACCACCACCCGACGUUCGUGCUGGCCAACGUCCUGCAAGGCGACACGCACGCGGCCGCGCAGUGGCUGUUGCUGCUGACGAUCCCCGCGACGAGUGCAGCCGCGUGGUUCCCCAUCUCAAUCUCCCACGCACCGAGCGGGAAGCUGCGCAUCACGUCGGCCGUACCGCCGCCACUGUCGCCUGCUGUCGCACCGUCUCGAAGAGCGCCGUCGUCGGCUUUCACGCGACUCGUGCAGCGCUUUCGGCACAACCACAUGUUUGCCAUCUACCAGAGCGUCGGGUGGACGCUCUUUGGACUGGUAGUCGCGCUACAGCUCACUUGCUUUGGAUCGUAUAAAGUCCGCGACCUGCUGUUCUGCAAGCCUGGCAGCCGGUCGGUCCAGGCCGUGGUGGCGUUCAUUGCCGAAGUGCUGAUCAUUUCGUCCGUGUUGACGCUGGAGAAACGACGAGAUCGGAACUGCCAGCGACGGAAAGACCGGUUCGUGGUGCAGCUCAACAACUUUAACAAUAUGCUGUUGCUGGUAGGCGCCACGCUGCUGGCGCUGGCGUCGGAGUAUACGCGCGUGUACCCGCACCCGUCGGGUAGCAGUGGCGGGUACCCCAUGACGACAGGUCUCGGGUCACUCGCUCUCUUUGUUACGGCACUGCUCAACACGUAUGGCCUGGGUGGUGUCUUGUCAACAAAGGACGGCUGGAGUUUUUACCAGCCUUUUAUGGGUGGUGUGCGUUUCGUGCUAUUCCAGAUUGUGUCAUGGACGUGCUUUGGCGCGGGUGCGGCACUGCAGAUGUUGUAUCUACUUUCGUUGGUCGUGGUAGAGCUGGAACCGUUCGUGGGCGCGAUGGCUGUUGCGGGGUCGUUGUUUGUACUGGCAGAGAUUGGCAUGAUGAUGUCGUUGCUGGUGUUUCGGAAGUCAGGGCUUUCGCCUGUGGCUUCCGCUGCUACGUUAUCGGAGACGGUCUCUUUCGGUGGAAGGAAUUUGUUUCCAAAGCCUGAGGCUUUGUCCGAAAAGAGUGUUGAGGAGCAGUCCGUCGCGGCAGGUUCUUUCGGAUACUUUUUGGCACUUCAUGACCGCGUGCGAAGCUUUGCCGACGAGUGUCUGGGGGUUCUCGUGGUGGGGUUUCUGGCCAACAUCCAGUUCAUUCCCAACGCUCUUUGUGUCGUCUUGUUCGCUGCAACCACAAACUUAAGUCCCGCUGGCGUCGCGUUCUACGGUCUCAUGGUGACGUGUGGGGAGUUUGUCAUGGUCUUGUCUCGCUUACUUGCCACUCAAUUGUACUUGAUCGACUCGCGCAACGGUCUGUUGAAAGAAGUCAACCGCUACCAUGUGAAGUAUGUGCUGCCCCAACUUAUCGCCGCCUGUAUUCCGGCCUUGGGUACGUACCACCACUACAUCCACGACAUGGACGCCUUCGUACCAGUAUGUAUCCUCACGAUCUUCAUUUACUUGUACGAGUUCACGUACCGGGGUAACCCGCAGCAAACAGGCUGCCGUGAGCGGGCGAGCUGGAUUACAGGCCGUAGCUUCCUCGUUGACACCGUCAGGCGAUACUUUAGCGGAAGCAUUAUCCGGAUGGCUCCAUUGGAUUCGAAGAAGCAAUACAUCCUGGGCUUUCACCCUCACGGCAUCUACCCCAUAUCCGUGAUGUGGCUCCAGCUCACGGCACAAUGGAGACGCCUGUUUCCAAACUUUCACGCGCAUAUUUUGACGGCGAGUAUUCUGCAUCAAAUCCCGCUCGCCCGAGACUUGCUGCAUUUUUACGGGUCGCGUGAAGUCACUCGACAGGCGUUCACGCACACGUUGCAGCAGAAAGAGAGCGUGCUGCUUGUACCUGGCGGUCAAGCUGAGAUGCUGCUGCAACAGUCCGCGAAGAACGAGGUACGCGUGUACACGCACCACAAAGGCUUCAUCCGCCUUGCUAUCGAACACGGCGUGCCACUCGUGCCCGUGUUGAGUUUCAAGGAAGGCGAGAUGAUGGACAACAUCCAGGCUCCCGCGAUGCAGCGCUGGUUUGUCAAGAAACUUGCUCUUCCGUUUCCGUACUUCCCGUACGGCCGUGCGCUGCUGCCGAUCCCGCGCAAGGUUGAUAUUCCGAUUGUAGUUGGGGAACCUCUCGAGGUGCCGCACAUUGCAAAGCCCACACAAGACGACAUUGACAAAGUCCACGCUACCUAUUAUUCCGUGCUUCAAAACAUGUUUGACAAGUACAAGGACGAGGUCGGAUGUGGCGACUACAAGCUCGUGUUGAUCUAG
Hyaloperonospora brassicae is the source of this 2307-nucleotide messenger RNA. The record is from the annotation of a GenBank genome assembly. NCBI's taxonomy places the organism in Eukaryota, Oomycota, Peronosporomycetes, Peronosporales, Peronosporaceae.